Mugil cephalus (flathead mullet) is the source of this 1239-nucleotide messenger RNA. It is a transcript of the gene scpp1, whose product is annotated as secretory calcium-binding phosphoprotein 1. Bases 163 to 1008 code for a protein of 281 amino acids. Lineage: Eukaryota; Metazoa; Chordata; Actinopteri; Mugiliformes; Mugilidae. The record is from RefSeq and is a predicted model, not a curated record. The transcript is spliced from 9 exons.
CAAUCGUCUUAAUCGAGGGUACAUAUAGGCUGUAGCCCUCGGAGUCUCCUACAGCAUCUUGCCUUUACCGCCUCGACUGCCAGCUCAGAGCAGACACUGGAUUCUCCACUGAGAACAUCUCUCGCACUAGCUCUGAAUCUCACGCACAAACAAACCAACAGAAUGAAGGUUAUCAUUUUUACAUUUUGCCUGCUUGGAGCAGUUGUUGCCAACCCAAUUUUACACAGUGUCGUUUUGGUGUCAAAUGAGCUCGAUUCAAACUCGACUGAAAGUUUGUCUGUUUCACAAUCGUCUGAAAAUGACACCUCGGAGGUGCAGAGCUCUGAGGAGACCACCUCAAAUCAAAGUUCAGAAUCAGAGUCAUUAGAAUCCACGUCUGAGGACAAGACAUCAGAGGAGAGCUCCAGUGAGUCUGAUGAGGAUGAUGAGGCCGACUCCAUGGCUGAAACCAAAGAUAACAGCAUGGGCAGUGAGGAGAAUAUUCGAAAGAACUGGGUGUUUGCCAGCGUGGCCAAAGCGCUGAGCGCAGAGGACAACAGCAGCACAGAGGUCACAAGUCCGUCAGAACAGAGCGACGAGCUGACUGAGAAUCAGCCCACUCAGUCCUCCACCAGCACGGUCACCGUUCAGAGCCACGGAAACCUGUCGCCCCUGGAGAACCCCGCCGGCAGCAGCGACUCCACCAGCGACAGCGCAGACACCAGUGACAUUACUGACGUGACGGCUGCCACCAGCGACAGCAAUGAGAGCAGCAGCAGCGAGAGCCACGAGAGCAAAGACACCAGCGACAGCAGUGACAGCAGCGAUGCCAGCAAGAGCACAGAGGACAGUGACGCCAGCGACAGCGCCGAGCUGCAGCAAGUCAAAGCCAAAGACUGUGUGAACGGCACCCAGAGCUGCGAAAGCGAGGAGUAUUUCUUCCAGAAUGUAGGAGAUGAUGGACAUUUCGCAGUGGACAAUCUGAUGGUGCCGGAGGAGGAUGAAAGGGAGCUAAGUCUAAGAAGAUGAUGGCGUGCACAUGUGCAGCUUCAUGCUUAUGAACUUCAGCAGCACCAAUAAAUGACCAGCCUGGGGACUUCAGGACAGACACAUUUGCUUUUGCCCAUCGCUUCUGAAUGUUGAAUUUUUGUCAUUAUGCUACCUGCAGCUGAUUGAUUUUAUGGUGUGAAAACUCAUGUGGUGAUAUAACCUUUGCAUUUAAUUAGUUUUGAUAAUAAUAAACAAAUUAUGUAACUGUGA